AAGAGGAGGGAGGGAGCUGAGAGGCCAUGCACUGAGGAGCAACCGUUCAGAGGAACUGACCGGACACGCUGACAGCCGCCAGCUCUAAGGAUCGAAGACUCAACUACACUUUACUGAAUAUGGACACGAUGAAGAGUGCGAGAAAGAAUGAGACAGGAGAAGUCGGCAGCGAUUUAUCAGAGCAGAUUAAAGCAGCCACUAAGGACAACCACGUGAGGGCUGAAAACACACAGCUGAUGCUGAGUUACCAAAAGGGAGAGAUCACUCUGGUUCAGUAUAAGGUCCUGCUGUGCUCCCUCUACGAGAUCUACAGGGCUCUGGAAGAUGAGAUGGACAGGAAUGCUUCCCAUCCAGCCGUUGCACCAAUUUACUUCCCUCAGGAGCUUUCCCGUGUGGAAUCACUGGAAAGAGACCUGGAGCAUUUCUUUGGAUCAGAGUGGAGGAAGAGAGUGAUCGUCCCUGCAGCCACACAGAGAUACGGCCAGAGACUGCGACAGAUCGGCAGAGAGAACCCAGAGCUUCUAGUGGCCCACGCCUACACUCGCUACCUCGGUGAUCUCUCAGGGGGACAAGUGCUGGGAAAGAUUACCCAGAAAUCUCUCGGUCUGAGCAGCAAAGAGGGGCUUUCCUUCUUCCACUUCCCCGGUGUGAGCAGCCCCAACCGUUUCAAGCAGCUGUACAGGAGCCGGAUGAACAGCAUCGAGCUGACGGAGAAGGAGAAGGCCGCGGUGCUGGAGGAGGCCGUGCAGGCCUUUGAGCUGAACAUACAGGUUUUUGAUGACUUGCAGAAAAUGCUGAGUGUUGCAACAGAAACUGCGGACCAGCACAAAGACAGAUCCCCAGCGGCCGUCCUCCCGUCGUCAUCCAUCGUACAGUUCACCGUGGGACUGUGUGUUGCGCUGGCCACUAUUGGAGUGGGAAUGUAUGCUUUGUAGGCUCUACCUGUACUUAUACUGGUUGUGAAUCAUAGAUUGUACAUAAGACAUGGCUUUAGCUUCUGGGUUUGAAAAAUGAAGGCAAACAGGAGAAGACGUAUGAAUGAUUUUAAAAGGAAGUCUUGAAGGUUUAUGGUCUCAAUCACCAGUUUAAGGCAUACAGAUAAAGAUGAAAAGAGCUAUUGUUACAUCACCUAGUUGUUCCUCUUGGAAUUCUCUUAAUUUAAAAAAAAUGACUCAAUUUUCUUCUGAAUAUGACCUCAAACCAGUGAUCAGGACCACAGGAAAGUCCGGAAAGUGUUUAGCAAAGUCAUGAAAGGUUGUUUGUGUCGCCCCCUGGUGGUGACUGAAGAGAUUGUAGUUUUAAAAGGCGCUUCCAACUUGGCUUCACAUUCCAAACCCAGAAGCUACAACCAUAUUUUGCACCGUCGAUGGUUCUUGCAGAAUAUAAAUUACAUUUUGUGAUGUUGCAAGACUUAAGGCGUCACUAACCAGUGAGUGGGAUUACAAAGGCUCCAUCCAUCUUUUA
Haplochromis burtoni (Burton's mouthbrooder) is the source of this 1464-nucleotide messenger RNA. It is a transcript of the gene hmox1a, whose product is annotated as heme oxygenase 1a. The transcript has 6 exons. Gene Ontology annotation, molecular function: heme oxygenase (decyclizing) activity; heme binding. Gene Ontology annotation, biological process: heme oxidation; response to oxidative stress; heme catabolic process. The coding region runs from base 120 to 935 and encodes 271 amino acids. The record is from RefSeq and is a predicted model, not a curated record. Lineage: Eukaryota; Metazoa; Chordata; Actinopteri; Cichliformes; Cichlidae.